Molecule: messenger RNA, 1038 nt
Organism: Penicillium brevicompactum
Lineage: Eukaryota; Fungi; Ascomycota; Eurotiomycetes; Eurotiales; Aspergillaceae
Product: putative short chain dehydrogenase/reductase
Exons: 4
Coding region: 1-1038 (345 amino acids)
Source: RefSeq, a predicted model, not a curated record
AUGACGGGCCUAUUCACAAGUCGAAACUUCUCGCUGGAGGAAACACCAGAUCUCAACAAUCGAGUGGCGGUAGUAACUGUGAGUGAAUACCCUUGUUCUAUAGUCUACUUGCCUAACACCAAUCCACAGGGUGGUUAUGCAGGUAUUGGCAAAGGCAAGCAAAAAAAGGUAUUCAUAGUCGCGAGAAGCCGAGACAAAUACAUCACAGCCUGCGAUGAAUGGAGAGACCAAGGCAUCUCCCUUGGGGACGACGACAGACGAGUCGAAUUCGUCCAAUGCGACCUGGGAGAUAUCACAGAAGUCGCAGCAGCAGCAAAGCAGAUCAAACAAGCCACAGACCUUCUCCACAUCCUAAUAUGCAACGCAGCAAUUGGCGUUCCAAACGAAUACAAGCGCUCUCCGCAAAAUGUCGAGCGCGUCUUCGCAACAAACUGCCUCGGCCAUCAAGUCCUGACAACCUUGCUUCUGCCCCUGCUGAAAAGAGGCGUGUUAACGCCUAGCAAUAGCGACGUACGUAUCGUGGUCGCUAGCUCGUCUCUCCACCAUGUAUGUCGACAUCUGGAUCUGGAUCUGCUGUGCUCUGCAUCACGUAUCAAGUGGCCAGCGCUGUACGACGGGGUUUGGCGAUAUGGACGAUCGAAGCUGGGGAAUGUUCUCUUUGCGAAAGAAUUGAGUCGUCGGCUUUUGAAUGAUCGGGACGUGGCGAGUAAGCAUAUCUAUGUGAAUUCGUUCUUUCCGGGGAAUAUUGUGACCGAGCAGUGGCUUGGAUGGGGCGAGUAUUUUGGGGGUGUUUUGGGAUGGUUUAUGAGAGUUCUUGGGGGUUUUGGUCAGACGCUGCAGGAUGGUGCUGCGACGGCUUUAUAUCUUGCUGCGAGUGAUGAGGUGCGGGAGAGAAAUCAUCGUGGGCACUACUUUGUUCCUAUAGCGGCCGAGUAUGAGCCCAGCUCGAUUGCUGGGAAUGGGAAACUUGCUCGAGAUCUAUGGGAUUGGAUUGAUGCUCAAGCUACGGAGACACUGGGAUUGGAUUGGCAAUAUUAG